GAUUUAACGUUGGGACUGCGGAGCGUCACUGGUAGCUUUCUCGGUUUCUAAAUGAGUUCCUGCAGAUGUAAUGCUGCGGAAAAUACAGAGAAAGCUGUCUAAUGUAACAUUAAUUAAAAUACUCGGAAGGAGGGCGUGGGUCGAUUUUUGAAUACAUUUUUAUCCUAUGCUGAUCGAGGCUGACGGGGAUCAUGGCCGCCACUGUAAACCUGGAGCUGGACCCGAUCUUCCUGAAAGGUCUGGGAUACCUACAUUCGAAAAGCAAGGAUUCAGCGGAGAAACUCAAGGCUCUACUGGACGAGUCCUUGGCAAGAGGAAGUGACAGCAGCUAUAGGAUCUCACAGAAAGAUAUGGAGAUCGCCAAGGUGUCCGUCGCUAAGGUGAGCUUGAGCAAGCAGGAUUUGAAGUCGUCCUCCGCUGGCUCCUCCUCAAUCGGCAGUAGCAGCAAAUCCAGCAGCUCAGAGAAGAGCAAAAAAGAGAGUGAAAAAAGAGCAUCAGAGAAGAUGAAGGUGGACCUCAUUGACACUGCAGACCCCCCAAAGAAACCCCGUCUAGAGAGGGUGGAGAACCGCGCAUCCCCUGUCACGGUACAGACUAGCAAGGACCUGCCUGUGCCGGACCUGUCUAGCUUCGACGAGACCAGCGCAGACGACUUCGCCAUGGAGAUGGGUCUGGCCUGCGUGGUGUGCAGGCAGAUGACGGUCACCUCUGGAAACCAGCUCGUCGAGUGUCAGGAGUGCCACAAUCUCUAUCACCAGGACUGCCACAAACCACAGGUGACAGACAAGGAUGUCAACGACCCGCGCUUGGUGUGGUACUGUGCCCGCUGCACCCGGCAGAUGAAGCGCAUGGCCCAGAAGACCCAGAAGCCUCCUCAGAAACCAGCCCCGGCCAUCGCGUCCGCAGCCCCAGUGGUGAAGGACACGCUGGUGAAAAGGCCAGACGUUAAGCCCAAACAGGACACAGCCAGCACCUUCCAGGCGUUCAAGAGGACCGAGGUCAAGGCCUCUGCCGUGGUUUCCGUGGCCCCCUCCAGCACCAGCACUUCCCUGCCUGCUGCCAGUGGCCUGAGCGGGUGGGCCGCCUUCGGGGCCAAAGCGGGUCCUGGCGGAUCCAAGCUGGGCUCGUCAGCACAGAGUGGCAGCGGCAAGGCGGCCUCCUCGGGCCAGAAGCCAGUGGGGCUCUCCAGCCUGGCCGGAGCCAAGUCGGGCCUUGGCGCCAAAAUGGCGGGUGGUGGCAACGGCUCCUCUGCGACCCCCCUGAAGCCCCCGCCGCCCCUGACACUGGGGAAGCCAGGCCUGACCCGCGGGUCUGUCACCGAAAGCAACAAGGUGGGCUCGCUGGGCUCCAGCAGUGCCGCCCCAACCGGCGAGGCCGCCGGGAGCGGGGGGGCCGGGGGCAGCGGGCCGAAGGUGACCACGGAGUCCCAGGCGGGGGGCAAGGCGCCCACCUCCCAGGAGUCCCAGGUCAAUGCCAUGAAACGCCUUCAGAUGGUCAAAAAGAAAGCGGCACAGAGAAAGAUCAAAAGAUGAUGUCGCCCCGGCGCCCGUCGCUAUGUAAAUCGGUGACCAUGACGACGGCAGAACUCCGGUCCAUUUGAUACUUGAAUCCGUCUGAAUGCUGCUCUCCCCCCAGGCCGCCCCGUGUCCCAUUCUGUCCAAAAGAAUCCGCUCCCUUGAAGGCAGCUUUGUACGCUCUCCUCUUCUGUUUUAGGAAAUAAAAUGUUUUUUCCCCCUUCUUCUCGAAAGUUAAAUAAAUUUCAUCUUUUUAACAAUUGAA
Messenger RNA from Paramormyrops kingsleyae, 1779 nucleotides. It is a transcript of the gene ints12, whose product is annotated as integrator complex subunit 12. Gene Ontology annotation, biological process: snRNA 3'-end processing. Lineage: Eukaryota; Metazoa; Chordata; Actinopteri; Osteoglossiformes; Mormyridae. Gene Ontology annotation, cellular component: integrator complex. The record is from RefSeq and is a predicted model, not a curated record.